Cricetulus griseus (Chinese hamster) is the source of this 3711-nucleotide messenger RNA. Lineage: Eukaryota; Metazoa; Chordata; Mammalia; Rodentia; Cricetidae. The record is from RefSeq and is a predicted model, not a curated record.
GCCGGCAGAUCCGGGUCUCGUGGCUAAGAGUGACGUGGUCUGUCGAAUCCAAACAGAGGGGAGGAGGCCGUCGGCCAGCAGCAGCGGCAGCGACAGCGGCGUCCGGAGCGCUCCCGGCUGCCACCCUCCCCGCCCGCCGCUUGUUUGGGCGGAUUUAAAUAGUUGAGUAAGAUCAAGCUGGGUAACCAUGGCUGAAGGUGGAUUUGAUCCCUGUGAAUGCAUUUGCUCUCAUGAACAUGCGAUGAGAAGACUGAUCAAUCUGCUUCGGCAGUCCCAGUCCUACUGCACAGACACAGAAUGCCUCCGGGAGUUGCCAGGACCCUCCAGUGACAGUGGCGUCAGCAUUACUGUGAUCCUGAUGGCCUGGAUGGUGAUUGCAGUGCUCCUGUUCUUACUGAGGCCUCCUAAUCUGAGAGGCUCCAGCCUCCCCGGGAAGCCAUCAAGUCCUCACAGUGGACAGGACCCACCCGCCCCUCCUGUGGACUAAUGUUGAUGUGGGAAGCAGAGAUUGUUAAAUGCUGUGCACGACCAAAUGACUGAAGAUGACCAGAGUACUCUUAACUUUUUCCUUUUCCACCUGCAAUUUGGGAUGGUAUUGUUUUCAUGAGCUUCUAGAAAUUUCACUUGCAAACUGACUUUUGCUUCCUGUGUUGCCACAGUCCUUAUUUAUGGUAUGCCUGAGUAAAUGAUUCUAUUGGAAAGUCCACAGGGCUUGUUGGUUGGCCUAAGCUUAAAACAUUCCACUCGUUGUCCCUGGAACCGUGAUCAUAAUGUUCGUGGUGGUUUCUGACCCAAGUGAAGGAAAAUUGAGAUUUCUGCAUUUAAGUGUUUUUAGUAGAUUUAAUAGAUUUUAAUUUUUUCAUAAGGUAUUUAUUUGGGGUUAUUUGGUAUGAAUGACAGAACCACACUAUAUUUACUUUACCUCGGCAGUUUGUUUGUGGGUGGCAGUUUUCUGUAGUUCUUGGGACAGUGACGCUUUUAGACUAUUUCCCUUAGAGCCUACAGCUGAGGUCUGAGUUGCAGCUGGCUUAUGUGGCUAGAAUAGGAAAGGUGAACUGGUUCUUUACUGUUUUUUUUUUUUAUUAAUUGCCAUUAAAAAUUUCUGAUGUUAAGAAUACAUACUUUAAAUAAACACGAUUGAUUAAUAUGGUAGUUGGUUUAAAGUCCAUUUGGUGUCAUUGGAAGCCACUGUACGCUAGCUUACAUGGCUCAUGAAAGGAAGAGUUGAGUCUGCCUUUGCCGGGUGCACUCUCUAUCCUCUGCUAAUGUGGCUAACAUGGCUAUCUUGUUUUUUAGUGAAUGCCUCUCAGCAAGCUUCUCUUCCAUUCUAAUGCAUACCUGUUAAAAUUAUAUAAUCCUACAAUAGUGUAUGGGAUUGACAUUUUCAUACCUACCUACUUACUUUCACACCUUUUUUAUUUGACAAAAAAAAAAUGAGUCUUGUUGCCCUCUGACUAAUGAAGAAAAAGAAGCCUUUAAUAUGAGGUCUUGGUUUAUCCCAGGGAAAGGAGGAACAUGGCAAACAAUAUUCUCACCUCUCAGCUCGAUUCUGUUUAGUGAUGGGAUGGGGAUGUAUUGGAGUGGGAAGGAGCACCAGAAACUGAAAUUUUGUAAGAGGUUGCAUUUUCUCCUCAGUUCAAAAAGCAUUGAAUAUAGUGGUAUUUAAGCAUGGGUGGCCUGGAAUGUUUGUCUAGGAAGUAGCUGCCAUUUGUUGGGGCCAGAACCUAUUUUGCUAUCAAUGUAGAGAUUUCCUCACCCAGGUCAGUCUAGGCUGUCACUGUACAGAUCUGAGACUAUUUGUGUGAACUAAAUAAACUUGGCCAUCAUUGCACCAUUGACAGGCCUGUGACCUGGCUCUGUGACACUGGUUAUUUCCCCCAUGUGGUGGUUACUCUCUGGUCCAUAAGCAUGGUUAAGGGCAUCACUUUGUCCUGUGCUGUGACACUGGCUGCUGGUGUCCUUCCUGGCUCACUUGGUUUUGCCCUCAACACUUGAAAUAAUAGAACCACCUUUGAGGUACUUGUGCUUGUAAUGGGGUGACUUAACCCAGGUAAGUUAAAAACAAAUGAACACCGCAUGGUCAAUGAAGGGUUUCUCUUUUGCUGUGGCUUCAUAGCUGGUAGCCAGUUUAAUAUAAAAGCCAGAUAUGGUGGCAGUCUUGAGGCCAGACUAAAUUAUGUAGUGAAGUUCAGGUCAUGUUGGGCUGCAUGGGAAGACCUUGCCAUAAGAUGGCCCCAUAAAGGAAAGACGGGAUGAGGGACUUAAAGCUGAACAAAAUUGGAAUGGCAUCAAAUGGAGUGAAAUCCCUGCAGUGUUUCUUUUCCCAUCCUCACCCUUUAACUGUGAAGGGUCUGCACACGUACUCCAACAGUCUGGCUGUUUUCUAACCUGCUGAAGCGAGACCCGAUGGAGAGCUGAUGUGUUCAUUAAGUCUGCCUCACCUUGGUUUAAAAAAAAAUGGACAGAAUGUUGAUACAGAACAUCUUCUUUUAGAGACCUGGCAAUAUGGAUUCUUAUUCUAGGUGUUCAUUUCAAUCACAUGCACUUCCUGUGUCUAAGUACCUUAGCCUCAAAGAUUUUACUUUCCAAAACAGAAAAGGCUUAGUUACAUGUUCACCAGAUGUAUGUAUGAUCACAACUGUAUAGAAAUUUCCAGGGCUGGAGACAUGGCUCAGCCAUUAAAGGCUAGGUUCACAACCAAAAAUAUAAGGAAAAUCCAUUCCAGACAUGUCGAUGCCUGUUAACAGAUGAGUUUCUUUGAGAAAACUUGGUCUUGGGUUUUUUUUUUUUUUUUUUUUUUUUUUUUUUUUUUUUUUUUUUUUGGAAAAUUUUCUGUAUUCCUUAAAUGGUGGUAUUCUGCAUAGAAUAUUAUUAUUAAACUCACUAAUAACAAAUUCUCUUCUUGAAGCUUCUACAUGUUUUAAUUGAGCAUAUUUUUAUACCAUUAUUUGGCUUGCAAACAUUCACUUGAUCUGCAGCUUCAAUUCUCUUAAACUAUCAAAAGUAAAAGAGGAAGCUUACAUUCCUGUCACUUUGGGCCGUUUGUGCUGUCUGGAGUCCAUUUGAGAGUUAUUCCAUACUGUUUUUACAAAAAACUAGUAAUUUUGCUUUUCUGUCUUUCACACGGGACAGGUUAAAAUUGGGACUGUUGGUAGCAAAAGGUUUUAGCAUGUAUCUAAACACUGUCCCAUGGUUAUUAAGUUUUACAGUGUGCAAGGUUCCCCAGAGUGUCCACUUAGGAUGGCUGCCCCAUGGUUCUGUUAGUAUCUGUGAUAGUGUUUACAAACUCACUAACAUCUUAGACUUUUGAAGGAAUUGUGAAAGCGUGUCACUCUAAAUGAAAGUCUGCCUUUUGGUGAUUUUGUGCUCAAGCUUGACCAGCUCAAUUUAAAACAGAAAACUUCAACUUGAAGAGAGUUGAUAGCAAAUGAUUUAAAUAUUGUUGUUGCAAUAGAAGAUAGGAACAGUCUUAACACUUCUCAGUGAAGAACCCUGAGUAUUUGUUACAUGUCCAAUGAUUAUUUGUGAAAAGCAAAAAUGGUCAUGUGAUGUACUAAAUGUAAUUUACUGUUUCUAAAUGUUUAAAUCAUGCCAAACAAAUCAGUCUGUGCCAUCUAGCAUUUAUUGUUAAUCUUUUACUGAGUACUUGGAUGGGGCAAAGGGCUUGUACUAUGCACUUUUUAUUAAUGAAUAAAUAGAAAAUGUUAGUAA